GCGGGCGGGCGAUGGCUUAAGGCGCGACAGGGGUCCGCCUCGAGGUAACCGGGAGGGCCCGGGCCGGCGACGUUGGAGCACAGCCCGACGAUGAGUUUCCACAAGGAAGACGGGGUGAACAGCCUGUGCCAGAAGGCGCUGCACAUCGUCACCGAGCUGUGCUUCGCGGGCCAGGUGGAGUGGGAGAAGUGCUCGGGCAUCUUCCCGCCGGAGCGGGGCAGCCAGGCCGGGGCAAGCACAGAUAUUUCCGUCAGCCUGUUAGCCGUUGUUGUCAGCUUCUGUGGGCUGGCCUUGUUGGUCGUCUCCCUUUUUGUCUUCUGGAAGUUGUGCUGGCCAUGCUGGAAAAGCAAACCCGUGACUCCAAACCUCAGCGCCCUCCCGCAGAGUGCUUCGAGCGCUCCCACAGAGGUUUUUGAGCCUGAAGAGAAAAAGGAGGUUAAAGAAAAUGGAAAGCCAGCGCUCAAAGCUAUUGAGCCUGCAAUAAAAAUUAGCCACACUUCUCCUGACAUCCCAGCAGAAGUCCAGACAGCCUUGAAAGAACAUUUAAUUAAGCAUGCACGUGUGCAGAGACAGACUACCGAGCCUACUUCUUCAUCCCGACACAAUUCCUUCAGGAGGCACCUACCACGACAAAUGCAGGUGUCCAGUGUGGAUUUCAGCAUGGGCACUGAGCCUGUUCUACAAAGAGGUGAAACAACAACCAGUAUCGGGAGGAUAAAGCCAGAGCUCUACAAGCAGAAGUCCGUUGACUCCGAGGGCAACAGAGCAGAAGACGUCAAAACCUGCGGGAAACUUAACUUCACCCUCCAGUACGACUAUGAAAAUGAACUCCUAGUUGUGAAAAUCAUCAAAGCCUUAGAUCUCCCCGCAAAAGACUUCACAGGAACUUCGGAUCCAUACGUGAAGAUGUAUCUCCUUCCAGAUAGGAAAAAGAAAUUCCAGACCCGCGUGCACAGAAAGACUUUAAAUCCUCUAUUUGAUGAGACUUUUCAAUUUCCCGUAGUGUAUGAUCAAAUAAGCAACCGCAAGCUACAUUUCAGUGUGUACGAUUUUGACAGGUUUUCUAGGCAUGACAUGAUUGGGGAAGUGAUUCUGGACAAUUUGUUUGAAGUCUCUGAUCUCUCCAGGGAGGCUACCGUGUGGAAAGACAUUCAUUGCGCUACCACCGAAAGCAUAGACCUGGGUGAGAUCAUGUUUUCCCUGUGUUAUUUGCCAACUGCUGGACGGAUGACAUUGACAGUCAUCAAGUGCAGGAACCUGAAGGCGAUGGAUGUCACCGGCUCAUCAGAUCCUUAUGUCAAAGUGUCUCUGAUGUGUGAGGGUAAAAGACUAAAGAAAAGGAAAACAACCAUAAAGAAGAACACUCUCAACCCUGUGUACAAUGAGGCCAUUAUUUUUGAUAUCCCUCCAGAGAACGUGGACCAGGUCAGCCUCUCCAUCGCAGUCAUGGAUUAUGACAGGGUGGGACACAAUGAGGUCAUAGGAGUGUGCAGAACUGGGAUAGACGCUGAGGGCCUGGGGCGCGACCACUGGCACGAGAUGCUGGCCUACCACCGGAAGCCCAUCACCCACUGGCACCCCUUGCUGGAGCUACCUGGCCAGGCCACCAGCUUUGAUAGUCAGGGAUCGUGCUCCUCUCCAAAGCCACCUUCCACACCAUGA
Octodon degus (degu) is the source of this 1662-nucleotide messenger RNA. RefSeq names its product synaptotagmin 10 (gene Syt10). Bases 91 to 1662 code for a protein of 523 amino acids. The record is from RefSeq and is a predicted model, not a curated record. Gene Ontology annotation, biological process: regulation of dopamine secretion; regulation of calcium ion-dependent exocytosis; calcium-ion regulated exocytosis. Lineage: Eukaryota; Metazoa; Chordata; Mammalia; Rodentia; Octodontidae. Gene Ontology annotation, cellular component: membrane. The transcript is spliced from 7 exons. Gene Ontology annotation, molecular function: clathrin binding; calcium-dependent phospholipid binding; phosphatidylserine binding.